Molecule: messenger RNA, 1648 nt
Organism: Cyprinodon tularosa
Lineage: Eukaryota; Metazoa; Chordata; Actinopteri; Cyprinodontiformes; Cyprinodontidae
Gene: cldn7a
Product: claudin 7a
Exons: 4
Coding region: 155-796 (213 amino acids)
Biological process (GO): bicellular tight junction assembly; cell adhesion
Cellular component (GO): bicellular tight junction; plasma membrane
Molecular function (GO): structural molecule activity
Source: RefSeq, a predicted model, not a curated record
GAAGCCCACCCACCCUCAGGGAUUCACCUCUCUCUCCACACUGACUCUGCAUACAGCGCUGUUAAGCCCAAACGAUCCGAAGGAAGUUUUGGAAGUGAACUUUUUUUAGGGGGUAAAAUCUCGUUUCUUUACGCCGGGAAAGUUUAAUUAAAGAAUGGCCAACUCCGGCAUCCAGCUGCUGGGCUUUUUCCUGUCUUUGGUUGGGAUAGUAGGGCUGAUAAUCGGCACCAUCCUGCCUCAGUGGAAGAUGUCUGCCUACAUCGGAGACAACAUCAUCACUGCAGUGGCCAUGUACCAGGGACUGUGGAUGUCCUGCGCCUUCCAGAGCACCGGGCAGCUGCAGUGCAAAAUCUAUGACUCCAUCCUGCAGCUCGACAGUUCUCUCCAGGCAACUCGUGCCCUGAUGAUAGUUGGCAUCAUCGUGUCCUUUGCGGGUCUGGGUGUGGCUUGUAUGGGAAUGAAGUGCACCACCUGUGGAGGAAGUGAUAAACUCCGCAAAUCUCGUGUUGCCAUGAUAGGAGGCAUUAUUCUGCUUGUUGGAGGGCUGUGUGCCAUUGUGGCAUGUUCUUGGUUUGCUCACAAUAUCAUCAGGGCUUUCUAUAAUCCCUACACUCCAGUCAACACCAAGUUUGAAUUUGGAGCCGCCAUCUUCAUUGCUUGGGGCGGCGCUCUUCUAGAUGUUUUGGGCGGGGCCAUGUUAGCCGCCUCCUGUCCAAGGAAGAAGCAGGUAUCCAGGUACCCGAAUAUGGCCGGCUCUCGCUCCAGCCCUCCAAGCAGCAAUAAGGAAUAUGUCUGAGAUCUCCCUCUGCUGGCUGGGACUGCUGGGUAUCAAAAAGACAAGAAGAAGAAGAAAGAAUGACCCCCUCAGUUUGUUAUAGUGUCAGAGGAACAGAAGCGAAGAUGACAGAGUAGCAAACAGAAUCAAGGAGAACAAAAAUGUGACAUACUUUACUUUUAUAUGCACAGCCAUGGCUUUAAUGAGAAUUUAAUUAUCAUGCACAGCUCUGAAUCGUCCCAUCAAAGCCUUUUCUCACUCCAUCCACACAUUCCGCAGUUGUUUACAAUUGGUCUUCUCAAAUACAUUAUAAUUGGAUACCCCUAUUUAAUACGCGAGGCGUUACGGUGUGACCCCUUGGUUUGCAGCCUAACAUUAUGGAUUAAAGCCAAGCUUUGCAGCAGUAUGUCAGAGCUAGCAGUUAUUAGCACCUGUCAUGUAAUUGAAAGUAAUCAGAUCCACCGUGGUGUGCAGGCUGCAGCUCUGUCCACGUGAUGAUAAGUCAGUGUUUUAUUGUUUCGGUGUGUACUAAAAUAGAUGUUACAGUGAGCAUGGUGUGACUUCUCACACAGACCUCAUUGUGUAGAGUGAUUAUACCAAACAACACUCAAUGCUCUUUAGAUUAGUCUCUUAGACACUGUUAGAAAUAUUUGUUGUUUUUUUUACCCCUGUUGUAAUCAUAUUUAUUUCAUUGAAGGUUAAGUUUAAGUUUGAAGGGUCUGUAGUUUGAUGGUUAUGUAGAUUUUACUCUGUUAUUCUCUGAGAUGUAACUCCUGUUCUUUAUAAAAGUCUGGCUCUUUUUUCCAGAAUAAUGUGUUAAAAGAGUAUUUUUAACAUGUGAAAACAUAGUGAAAUAAAAACACUGCAGACAUA